GAAACUAUUAUCUAGUUUAUUAAGCAAUGUAUUAAAAAAUAAAUAAAAAAUUGAGCAUAGGUACCUCUAUUGAAGACUGGAUGGACAAUUGGACAAACCAUAUAAAAUACGUCAUAACCCAAACAAAUUAAAUUAUUAGGUAAUUUACAAAGAAAACGGCAUACUAUACAAUUCUGAAGUUACUAUCGCUAUGAAAAUCGAACAUCAAAAAUUGGAAAAAGAAUUAGUAAUUUGAUAUUUUUAACGACAACAACGUGGAUGUUGAUUUAAGAUUUUCAUAUAGCCAAAAAUAGGUGUGCUGUUGUGGACCGUGGACACACAGACUCGCGGGUAUUACAGUCGUUUGACUUUGGCGCUCCACUCAUACCGAUUGACUACCAAUUGCCCAUUUCGACGAGUAGCACAUAACAAUACGAAAAUUUCAUAAAUAAUCGAAGGAACGGGUCGGUAAACGGCGAUCAAAGGUGUACAAUGUUUAUGUCGUCUCGUCGAUUCACGAUAAUUAAUAUUAUUAUACAUACGAAUCAUACGUCGUGUACUCGCGGUGUCUGCUGACAGUUCAAAAAUCAGCAGCAACUUAGCAACUUGUUGAAUAAAAAUAACAAUAACAUUAAUUAACACUUGUAGAUGGGCAAUAAACUAUAAAGAAACCUAUUAUUAUAUAUUAUUAAUUAUUAUCGUCGACGGGUGUUGGGAAUUCAUUUUUUUUUUUUUUGUUAUCUAUGCUGUCAGUUCACUGCGCUCGACGCUAUCACUGCCGCGGCCGCCGCCCGCCGACGUCGUAUCACCGACUAUUCACCGUUGUCGUUAUAAACAAUAAGGCUAUGCAUUUUAACAUUUCGACAUUAAAUAUUUAAAUCGUAGACGAUUAAAGAUCUUUAUACAUUUAUACAAUAUCAGAUAUUACGUCCAUGCCUUGAAUACUUACAGUCUACACGACAGUACGUUUAUUAUAAAUGUGUUAUAUAUGUCGAUACGGCCAGUGUUCAUUAUCAUAGAUACGAUUCAUGACAAUAACGCCAGAGUUAACCGAACGGGAUCAAGACUGAAACUGCUCAUAUCAUAACUAUUGACUCUACUUUUAACUCUACAGUAUCCACUAGUAUUUGUAUACACGACAAUUGUGCUUUUGUUGUUGUUGUCGGACGUAGCUGAUAUUUCGACAAAUGUUGUUCUCUGGAAGUUGGUCGAUUGAAAUGAUGGAGAUGGAUGAUUAUGUUCACGCUGCAAAGUUAACAAUUACUACUCUCCACUUCUGUUAAGACUGCAUAGACGGCAACAACAAUUUGAACACUCUUCACUCCUUCACCAUAAUGUUUUUCAGGGUCAGACAUCAGAAAAUGGUACAUGUGUACCUUGUCGUACUUGUGAUACUUGGGAUGUUAGUAGUACUGGGCGCAAUGAUAGCGUACCACGCAUUAUUGCGCGAACAGAAUUUUCAAAUUGAAGCAGCUGUAGCCAAAUUGGUAAAUGGCAAUAGUAAAUACCAGCAUUUUGAUUCAUCUGCUUCACAGUACCGCCAAAACUCUGUCAUGAUUUUAGAAGAACAAAAGCCUUUGGUAAUCUACAAUAGAGUACCUAAGACUGGAUCCACAAGUUUUGUCAAUGUGGCCUAUGACCUACAUUCUCAUAAUGCAUUUCGGGUCCUUCAUGUCAAUGUUACGGGGAAUUCACAUUUGCUUUCCAUCUAUGAUCAGUAUCGGUUUGUUGACAAUACCACACGUUGGACACGGCCUGCAUUUUAUCAUGGACAUUUUGCAUACAUUGAUUUUGAAAAAUAUGGAUACAAGAGGCCAUAUUAUGUUCAAUUGUUACGUAAACCUUUAGAUAGGUUAGUUUCAUACUAUUAUUUCUUGCGGUAUGGUGAUGAUUAUAGACCACAUCUUGUGCGCAAGAAACAUAUGGAUUCAUCAACAACAUUUGAUGAGUGUGUUGAGCGAGGAGGGUCGGAUUGCCAAGCAAAUCUACUGUGGUUGCAAAUUCCUUUCUUAUGUGGUCAAUCUGCUGACUGUUGGAUUCCUGGAAGUGAGUGGGCAUUACAACAGGCUAAACGCAAUGUUCUUGAAAAAUAUACUUUAGUUGGAAUUACCGAACAAAUGGGAGAAUAUUUACAAAUGCUUGAACUUGUGAUUCCUGGUGGGAUGUUUCGCAAUGCUUCUGAACAUUUCAAACACAGUUCUAAAUCACAUCUAAGAAAGACUGCCAAAAAAUAUCCCGUCUCUCGGAAGACCAUACAAAAAUUUCACGAAUCCACAGUUUGGCAAAUGGAAAAUGAACUGUAUGCAUUUGUUACCAGAGAGUUUGCUUUUGCAUAUGCUAAACAAUUUCCUAAUGUCUCGUCAGGACUUGCUGGCACUAAGAAAAAAAAUGUAAAAAUUAGUGACUUAUCUCCACCUAAUUUCCGAUAUGAAAAAAUAUAUCCAAAACCAUCACAACAAAAAAAGAAAAAAAGCACUGCUCAUGUACAAUGAAUUUUAUUUUAUUUUUAUGACUAUAUACAGUAGUACCCAUGUUGAAAAUAAAGUACUACUUAAAACUAUUUUUAGUUUAUUUAAAAUAUGAUGUGUAAAAAUAUCUCAAAUCCAUCGUGUAUAAUAAACUAAACUAUGUAUUCUAUAUUUUUAUUGACGCCAAAAGUUAUUAUUUAUAAUAAUGAAUUUGUUUUAAAUGUUGUCUGUUAAACUGUUGUAAUUUCUUUUUUUUUAUAUGUAUAAUAUACAAUUUACUUGACAUCAAGUAUAGUUAAAAUUAAAACUGUUAUUUUUAUACUUGUAGAGAAUAAUAAUUAUAGAACAACCAAUAUUGACUGAAUUUAUAAUAUUUAUUAUUUGUUUUUACUUUUUAUUAUUUAUACUCAAUAUUCUUGAUAAAAAAUAAAAAUGGGAAUUUAGUUGUAAAACUGCAUUGUUGAUAUUUUUUCUUUUACUUUACUUAUUGGUCUAUCACAUAAUAAAUAUUCGGUAAUAAAAUUUUUUUUUACUUGUUUUUGUGUACUAUUAGGGUAUUAGAUUAUUAUUAUUAUUAUAAAGAAAUAAUAUUAAUUCAAUAUAAUAGUUUAUAAACCACAAAUUUAAUUAUCUUAUUAUGUGAUAUGAUAAUGUGUACGACUGUAAGCUACUACUUCAUGCUUUGAAUAAAUAUAGAUUGUAAACUAGAUUGCAAAUUUA
This is a messenger RNA of Aphis gossypii (cotton aphid), 3167 nucleotides long. It is a transcript of the gene Hs2st, whose product is annotated as heparan sulfate 2-O-sulfotransferase 1. The coding region runs from base 1314 to 2471 and encodes 385 amino acids. The transcript has 8 exons. Gene Ontology annotation, molecular function: heparan sulfate 2-sulfotransferase activity. Gene Ontology annotation, cellular component: membrane. Lineage: Eukaryota; Metazoa; Arthropoda; Insecta; Hemiptera; Aphididae. The record is from RefSeq and is a predicted model, not a curated record.